AUGCCUACCUCUACCACCUGGCGGCAUUCUCAAGAUCCAGGGACCCUUCGAGUCCACAGUCCUCCCCGCCCAUCUACCGACGAGAUCGAACCACUCUCGCCCUCACCCGAGCCCUUCCUUGACGUCUCUCUACCAGACCUUAAACCCACGUCUGCUCAAGAGAAUGGACAUCCCCUCCGAGGCCUUGGCCUCUCUGAAGUCGGAAUCUCCGACUCCGCCACCAUCACAACCCAGCCCGACCAUCUCUACCUGGACCAGAAUGGCGCCGCCCAUGUUGGCGUCAGGGACGGCGUCCCAGACUCCGCCGCUUCCCAACCACAACAACACUCCUUCUUUGACUCGCCCGUUCCGUCCUUGAGAAACACCCAGGUCGCUCCGGGUAAAGGCCAUACACGUUCCGGUUCUACCAUCGCAGACUUGGCAAAUGCAGCAAUAGCCACAAGUCCUGCUCCUGCCCCAGCGGAUUCCAGCCCGUUGCCGCACUGGAAGGGAACUUCGCAGUCCGCCUCUCGACCUUCGACCUCCUAUAUACAACGGUACCUUCACCAAGACAGCAUAGACGCCCCUCCGGCGAAGAGGAUAAAAUCAGAGCGAAUAGCUCCCCAGGAGUGGUCUCCGAAUGGCGAGCGACCCAGAACGAGCGGCUACGAUGAUCCCACGAGCAUGAAAGAUGCACUUUUAUUACUUGGCUUGCGGAAUGAGACCAACUUCAAGAACAAAACUCCCAGACGCGCCUCGAUGAGUACAUACACAUCAACCCAUCCCUGCAUUCAUUCGCCGCCUCUACGGACAUGGGAUGCUCAGAGCCGCCUUCCACCACAGGAAUUAUCUGCCUUUGGAAGUGUAUCUCUAGAAAUGGCCGAUGAAACAGUCCGGCGAGCUCGGGAAGACGAACUCUCAACAACUCAGUCCCAGGUUAACGCCGUACACAAGGCGCUACCUCCGGCCUUCAGCAGCGAGCCCAGCAAGAGAAAGCACUCCAGGGCAUCUGAGAGCGUAUCCAAGCACCUACAUUCGUCGAGGCGGAGAACAGCUGCACCCGGCCAAGGCUCACCUCCUGCAAAGAAGCUGAAGCUUGAGCAAGAGGAUCCCGAGGAAGAUGUGCGAUGCGCAGCUUGUCAACGCAUUGAGCCGGACAGGGUGGACGACGAUGAAAGGACGCUCUGGAUACAGUGUGGCCCUUGCAAACGUUGGUAUCAUGCUCAAUGUGCCGGCUAUAGCACCAAAGCAGAUGUCGAGGCCGUCAAUGCAUACGUUUGCAUGAGCUGUGAACCUCUACACGGAAAGACCACAUAUGUGCGCAAAUCAUCUCGUGCACGACCCAACAUUGACUAUGAUGCUCUGAAUCAAGGCUUGGUCAAGUCCUCUAUCGAGACGUCUACCCACCAUUACAUCCAGCCCUUCAAGGAAGACAAAUUUACUCUUCUACCCGACGAUUUUGCCCGUGUUAGGCCGGAGCUACUUACGGUCGAAUUUCUGGAGAACUCUAACGGCAUGAAAAGACCCUUUGUUGUUCCAGCCGCUUGGAACCCGCGCUUUGGAGUUCAGGUUCCCUCCGCUGAGGUGGAAUCGAAUCGGCCGUCGGAUUCAGACGACCAGGAACCACACAUGGCCUGUGAUGCCUUUGGAAAUGAUGUCAAUGACCCUUCAGCAAAGACAGUAGAAAUGUCAAUGGAGGAGAUUAUGGACUCUGGGCAGGACCUGCUAGACAUGGUAAUACCACCAAACUUGACAGUUCGAAGAAUCGCCGAGCUAUAUGGCCCUGAUGAGCCUGUGCCUGUGAUCGAUGUCAAGACACAAGAAACCAAAGGCCAAUUUACUCUCCAACAAUGGGCUGAUUACUAUGAACAACCAGGAGAUAAGCCUAUCCGGAAUGUUAUCAGCUUGGAGGUUUCACACAGCCCACUUGGGAAGCUCAUUCGACGACCAAAAGUUGUGCGUGAUCUCGAUUUAGAAGAUCAUGUCUGGGAUACGGAUAUUGAGGCUCGUACCAAGAAAAGGCCGGUGCAAUUCUAUUGCCUCAUGUCGGUAGCCGAUAGCUACACAGAUUUUCACAUCGAUUUUGGGGGCUCCUCGGUCUACUAUCAUAUCCUCAAGGGCACAAAGACCUUCUUCUUCAUCCCGCCAGAGGAUAAAUACCUGAAGAAGUAUGAGAACUGGUGCAACUCUGAUACACAGAACGAAACCUGGCUCGGGAAAGAAUGUGAGAAUAACUGCAUAAGAGUUGAUCUUCACGAAGGAGACACCGCAUUCAUCCCCGCCGGUUGGAUCCAUUCGGUCUGGACACCCGAAGAUAGCCUUGUCAUUGGAGGCAACUUUCUCACGCGAAUCGACUAUGAGAUGCAAUUGAAAGUCGCCAACAUUGAAAAGGCCACGAAGGUCGCCGCUAAAUUUCGAUAUCCCUACUUUCAGAAGGUCAUGUGGUACUCGUUGAUCAAAUACUUGGAAGAAGACCCAGUGCCAGACGAAUUACUCCAGGAGUUUCGUGAAGAUCCUGAAUAUGUCUAUCUUCGGGCAAAUCCUACUUGGCACGAGGUUCAAGAUCUCGAAAACGCUGCAGAGCCUGGAAGUCCGGACUACAAUGCCAGGUUUUAUCCGAAGUCAGAGGUUUCAGGAUGGCCGGCUUUGCGGGACUAUCUGUACCGAACAGCUCGUAUAGACGCUGGUCUUCCUGUGUCGGACAUAACCAAGAAGCAAGUUGAUGCUGUGAAGGCGUCGAUUCCGAAGGGUCAUGGGAAUCCUCUGACAAUGAUCAAAGUCUUUGCAAUCUGGUGUGCAUGGAAAACAGGGAAUGUCUCGGCGCCAGACUGGGUGUAUUCGGAUGGGGCACUGGAAGCCGACAAAGUUGACAAAAUGAAAAAGCCAGAAACAUUCCGGCUUCCAGGAGAACGAAGCUCGUCUCGACGCGCGGCACAGGCUCAGAAUCAGAGCCGCAAUUCCCCCCCGAUAGAGUCGAGCGUUCCGACCCCGAAGCAGACAUCAAGAUCCGCCUCUAAGGGAAGUGGACUGCGAGUUGCAUGUGAGCCUUGCCGCAAACGUCGAAUUAAGUGUCGGCACAAGGCUGGUAGUGACACUUUGGCAAGAACAGCCCCUGAAAUCCGACCAAGAAGUUUUUCCAACGCAGAUGUAGCGCCAAUAGAAAUUUGUCACACGAACGGCACGGGCAGCGACCAGAUCAGCUCACCAGAGGUGCGAUAUCCGGAACUGGUUGAUAGUGCAGGUGGCGGUGCCUCAUUACCCGUACCUGAACCCGGAUCAUCCUCAUCAAAGAAAAGUAGGAGCAAGGCGUGCGAGGAGUGUCGCAAGAGUAAGCGUCGAUGUGUGCAUGAUGAACAUGGUCAAGUUGAUCCUGCAAAGGCGGCUGAACCAGCCAAGCCGAGGGGAUCUACGACCAGUAAACGGUCAGGUCGACUGAGUGAUGAAAACGGCCAGAAUCCACCUGACCUUAGGACAUUAGAUGGUUUGAUUGAUCCAGCGCUGAUGAAUGGCAUCGAUGUUGAUGUUGAGAUGGAAGAUGAAGCUGUAGAAGAUGACUAUCCAGAGGGGCAUCAUGAUGAAACCCAGUCUCGGCUUUCUCGUGAAGACACCAAGAUGUCGGAAACAGAAGCAGCCAAUCUGCAACUGACCAAAGAGCUAGAUGCCGAGCAAUUUCCAAUCGGCCCUGCACUAAAUGGUCCAACUAUGGCGCCGGUCAAACCCGAGAUGGAUCUGAUCGAAGACAUCAGCGUGGGUGGCAACAGAACUAUCGACGGAGCAUCGGCUCCGUUGGCCAAUGGAGAGGUGUCAACUUCCAUGGCGAACAAGACUCGCAAUUCGAGAGUGAAUGGGGAAUCAGGGUCGCCAGUCGCUCCUUCCUCACAGCACUCAUCACGGCAACCAAAAUCGAUUGAACGGUUCUCGGCUGAAGGCACUAAAUCACCCAGCAAGGUGCAUGCGAAGUCGCCUGCGAAGGAUCGGCGAGGGUCAAGUGCAGCGAGUGGACAAACAGUGAUGAUGAGUGGCAAGAGCCGACGGUCCUCGAGCAACACAUCAGGAACGACUCAUCAACUUGCAGGCCUGCCAUCGAAGCGGAGUGCGUCAGCGGAGGAGUCGGGACGACCAGUCAGCCGGGCAAGUACAGGUGCAGACAGUGACCUGGACGCAGACGAGAGAUUUGCGCGGGAGCUUCAGGCAGCAGAGAAUGGGCUGAGACGUCGAACUAGCAUGAGGGCAUAG
Messenger RNA from Exophiala aquamarina CBS 119918, 4215 nucleotides. RefSeq lists its product as uncharacterized. Gene Ontology annotation, biological process: regulation of transcription by RNA polymerase II; protein demethylation. NCBI's taxonomy places the organism in Eukaryota, Fungi, Ascomycota, Eurotiomycetes, Chaetothyriales, Herpotrichiellaceae. The record is from RefSeq and is a predicted model, not a curated record. Gene Ontology annotation, molecular function: transcription coregulator activity; histone demethylase activity. The coding region runs from base 1 to 4215 and encodes 1404 amino acids. The transcript is spliced from 2 exons.